AUGGCUAACAGUAACGAUCGCUAUACAACAAGAACAACUGUAGUCACAAGUCAGGAACGAAUACAACCGACAGUAUUUGUUGAAAUUGAGCGGCCUGAACUGGACAUCGGCUACUUGAGAACGUUGUCUGGUCUUGUAAAAUGUAUCGCCAUUGCUUUGGAUUUCGUUUGUUUCAUUUGCCUAUUGGUCGGUGGUCCUGGCUAUUAUACAGCUACAGGUGGAGCAACGUUUGUAGCAGUCACUGGGAUGACUAUUUCUUUGACACUUCUGUGUUUGUAUCUGUUCAGAGUGGUCGACGUGCUUAGUCAAGUUCCAUGGAUCACAUGCGAGAUGAUAUUCUGUUUCAUGUGGACCGUAUUGUACUUCAUUUGCGGUUGUGUGCUAGCGGUUGCUGCUGCACAAUUGCGUGCAGUAACUGGAUUCGGUGCCGCGUCGUUCUUCGCAUUUGGUGCAAUGUGUACGUACGCAUUCGACUGCUACCUAAAAUUUUUGGCAUGGCGUAAUAACGAAAUUGCCACAGGUGGUGGCCCAGUUGACAUCUACGGUGAUUCAGCAAAUGCUGAGACUGGUCUACGCAAAAGAAUCAACGUUACUCAAUCAUAG
Anisakis simplex (herring worm) is the source of this 603-nucleotide messenger RNA. The record is from the annotation of a GenBank genome assembly. NCBI's taxonomy places the organism in Eukaryota, Metazoa, Nematoda, Chromadorea, Rhabditida, Anisakidae.